Messenger RNA from Dermacentor andersoni, 908 nucleotides. The record is from RefSeq and is a predicted model, not a curated record. NCBI's taxonomy places the organism in Eukaryota, Metazoa, Arthropoda, Arachnida, Ixodida, Ixodidae.
CGUUAAUACAAUACCUAAACUUACUUUGGAACCACACGAUGAAAAUAUUGUCGCUUGCGAGGUGUUUCUUGCUCUUUGGCCUUGGCGGAGCUACAAGCUCUACGUUUGAUCAAAGAUGCUUGACUAGCCACCGGCCGCUGAAGAACGAAAUAUGCUGGUUGGCGUCUUGGCAGUUCAAUCCAACCACCCGGACUUGUGAGCCAACUUGCAAUCUUCAAGGCGCAUUUACAACAAAAGGCGAAUGCAAUGGAUUUUGCCGUAGCACCAGCGUAUGCAUAUCUCCACGCCCGAAACCACACUGCGCCCUUGGUCAAGACCAUCCUGUUUACUACUACGACCCAAUUAUAGGAAGCUGCCUUAAGGGCCGCGAAUGUACUUAUGCUGGUAAUAACUUUCCCACAUUGAACGAAUGCCAGGCCACAUGCUUGAGACAUCGUCCGUCGAUAUUGGAUCCGUGUCACGUUGCCCCAAGUGAAGGCCACUACUGUCCAAGUGGCCGUAGGUCGUACCGAUUCUACUUCAGUCCCGACACUCGCCGGUGCCACGUCUUCUGGUAUGAUGGCUGCGGAGGAACUCGGAAUAACUUUCGCACGUAUUAUGAUUGUCGUCGCCGUUGUGCACGGAUAGACCCUCAGUUUAAUGAGAAGGCUGCCAAUUGAGCUAUCUUGACUGAGUACCGACUUGAUUCAAGCACUGAAGACAGAUGGAUGGACACACUGUGUCAAUUCAAUGUAUUUCACUGAUAAACAAUGCUGAUAAAGACAAUACAAAGUAAACAAACCUUGUGGGGACUCAAGUGUGUACGUCAACGCUUGCUUCAUAAUCACGAUGAAGCAUAGUAACGAAUCGUGUGUCAGGCUAUUUACGGCAGACCGAGUAGCGGUAAAUAAACUUUUAUUUCUGGCCAA